Messenger RNA from Aspergillus uvarum CBS 121591, 1379 nucleotides. Its product is annotated as aminoglycoside phosphotransferase family protein. The transcript has 2 exons. The coding region runs from base 94 to 1335 and encodes 413 amino acids. Lineage: Eukaryota; Fungi; Ascomycota; Eurotiomycetes; Eurotiales; Aspergillaceae. The record is from RefSeq and is a predicted model, not a curated record.
CCUCAUCUACCUUGAUCGAUUUAUCAGCCCUAAACAUCAUAUCAACUCUGUCACGUCUCGUCGCACCGACUCAAGCUUGAUAUCACUAUCAAGAUGCCCCCCAUAACAGUCAGUCAGGAAGAGCAGCCCCACGAUGAAUUUCUCCAAGAACGCUUUGGGAAGCUGUUCGACAUCAGCAACGAGGCGCUUGUCGAGCUCGCCCUCAGCGUCCGUAGCAAGUACAUCACGAACACCCAGGCCACUGCCAAAGUCCUCGAGCACUGGAUCGGCACCUACAACCUCAUCCACGUCAUCGGAUUUAGCGACGGGCUCAAGUACGUGAUCCGCGUACCUGCAAGCGCCCGCCACGGGCAGAUGUCCGAGGCGGCGCAGCGAGCCCUGGUCAGCCAGGCGCGGAUGAUGCGAUUCAUCAAGAAACGAACCAUGAUCCCGAUGGCGGACGUCUUCGACUUCGACGCCGGAUUCGCCAACCCGCUCAAGACGCCCUACAUCGUGCUGAGCUACAUCCCCGGACGCAUGGUGGCGGAGGCGUGGUUCGACCGGUCCGGCCCCGUGCAGCUCGAAGCGAAACGGCUGCGGAUUCUGGACAGUGUGGCCGAGGCGAUGGCGCAGCUGCGCGGGUUCCAGUUCGACCAGAUCGGGUCGCUCGACGACGACGGCGGCCACGUCUUCCACGUGCAGCAGUGCGGGCCCUUCUCGUCCUCGGCCGCGUACCUGCGCCACCGGCUGCAGCGCGUCACGCAGUGGACGGAGACGGCCAGCGAUCGGGGCUGCCGCGUGCUGCUCGACCUGAUGAUCGACUGCCUGCCGCGCUCGACCCGCCGCCGCAGCGACCCCCACGAGUCGUUCGUGCUCAGCGUCCCCGACCUCAGCGCCAAGAACGUGCUCGUCGACGAGCAGGGGGCCGUCACCGGCUUCGUCGACUGGGACGGCGCCCACACCAUGCCGCGCUACCUGGGCUACGCCAGCUUCCCCGGCUGGAUCACCACCGACCUCAACCCGCUGCACUUCAUCUGGUCCGAGGACCACGAAGAACCCCCCGAGCUGCUGAAGCAGUACCGGCUGCUGUACAACCGCAAGAUGCAGGCCCUGCUGCGUGGCUCCGGCGACGCCAAGUUCGUCCACAAGUCCCAUAUCUACGAGGCGAUGCACCUGGCCGUCUGCACCCUACGUCCGCGCCUGGAGAUCGUCACUACCCUCGUCGCGAAGGCGUUCCCGACCGACACUGAGGUAGCGAUGAAUCUGAUCAUGUUGGCGGGGGAGGGCAGAUUGUCGACGCGUGACAAGGAUCAGUUGACCAGAGGGUUCCAGCUGUUGUUCUCCGUCUCGGACUGACUUGCUGGGGGGGGUGGAAAACGAUAUGGAGGGAAUGCAAGAUA